Molecule: messenger RNA, 2217 nt
Organism: Porites evermanni
Lineage: Eukaryota; Metazoa; Cnidaria; Anthozoa; Scleractinia; Poritidae
Source: the annotation of a GenBank genome assembly
AUGAAGGCUACUUUCUUUUUGCUUGUGGCUUUUUCCCUUGUCACUAAAUCUGCUGGAUUUGUAGUCGAACGUCCAGAUGGGAUCGGGAUCGAUCUAGAAGUAGAUGACGAAGUAGGAGGAGAAAAUGAAGAUGUCUCAGACUUCCUCGUCGAUUCAAAUGUGGAUACAUCAGGUAAUUUGGGUUUUAUUUAUUUAUUUAUUUUUUUUUUUUUGUUUGUUUUCAUCAUGACCUACCUCCAGCUCCAGAGAAAACAAAUGUCGUUGUAACAAAUUAAUUAAUCAAAAUGACAUCUGAUUUAUGUUUACGUUGAACAUCGAACAGUGCGUAAGUAUCACAUAACUUACCCUGAGUUAAAGAAUCUUUUUUUUCUCCUUUUUUUCUGGCAAAACCGCCGCAAAAACACAGCGCCAGAGUUGUAUUAUAAUCGUGGACGACAUAUGUUUUAUUCUAGUCCUUUUUAAGACGGACCUUUGGAGCUUAGUUACCAGGCAGGUAAAAACAUUUUUUAUAUUUUGGCUGAUUAGAUCUCUUUUCUAGCCGGAUCCAACGUUUACAACUAGCAGGAUCUUCGUCCACGGUUUUUUCAGUUAAUUUAAUCCUUUAUUAUCUACUCACAUAAUUGCCAAUGGUUACUGUGAAAUGACUAGAUCUACUGUAAAUUUGGUUUUUAGAAUGUUCAACCUACAAAAUUCUAAACGAGUCGAGCCGUGCACAAUCAUUUCAGCAGCAUGCAGGCGCUUUUGUCUGCUAUAAUAAAGGAUGGUACAGAUUCCAAGGAGAAGUAGAAACAAAAAUGGCAAAUAGCUGUCCAAAGAGCAACCAUUGUGGCUGGAUGGUCGGUGAGCAUCCUACGGUGGACCAAGGAGUUGUGCGACGUAAAGUAUGUUUUCAUUGGUCCAACAACUGUUGUUCCUUCUCAGCUAAUAUCCGGGUCCGAAACUGUGGAUCUUUUUAUGUGUAUGAGUUACUGUCAAAUCUUAACUAUCAUUGGAAAUUGAAGCUGUACUGUGGAAGUGGUCUGGCAGAUGAGACAGCAGAAAACUCAGGUAAACACAACUGAACAUAUGGUAUAAUCGUAUUCCCUAUGGAACACAUCCACUGUCUGGCGGAGACAAAAAUAUAGUAGUGAGAGUCAGUUUUAAAAGUCCCUCCUCUUGUUUUCUACUUCUCAAAUAAUCCCUGAUUAUUUCUUUUUAAUUUUGCGAGAAAAAAAUCACAUUCAGUAAACACUAAUUUCCUCGGCUGUAUUUUGCCUAUAAAUAUAUGAAGUUCAUGGAAAGUGCGCAUGCACAAGUUGUAGUUAGUUUGUUGUAGUUAGUUACCGUGAAGCAACAUAGAAAGUGAGGGCGCUGCGAGCACCUAAAGAUGGGAACUUUGGCGCAAAACUCAGGCACCGCUACGGUUUCUGGUUAGACGAACUAUUUUCACGUGGUAAAAAAAAAACAUUGUUCGUAAUUAGUGAUUCAUCCUUUUGUUUUUUAUUUUAAAGCCAGCUAUUCUUAGCCAUUUGUGACUUGGCCCACAUCAGAAUCGUUGGUUCUUUUGGGGUGCUGACCAUGCAGAGGCUCCUCUUCCUAUUUUUUCUUCAUGAUUUGCUGCACAUCAUUAUCAUUAUCAUUGUCAUUUCGUUUAUUGUCAUUGUCUUUAUCAUGACGAUUAUCAUUAUCGUUUUAAGCCAGAGUGUCAUUUUUUUCUCUUUGAAGGUGAGUCUGGUAGUGGAACGGCAGCGAUCAACUCUGGUGAGGGGAGUUCUCCAGCUUAACAAAAAAAGUCACAAUGAUUGUUUUGCUUUCAAGAUCAGAGUAUACUUAAUCUGUUUUUUUUUUUUAUGUACCUAAUGUGACCCUAAUAUAUGGGUUAGGACACUAUAUUUACACUUUUUUGAUGUUGUUAAAGAAGGUGAAUAGGCGAAGUAGUUCCUGAAUACAAUGUUUAACGCUAACAGGUCAUUCUCUUGUAUGAUCUAUCGUUAUUGAAUAUUAUUGCUCGAGAAUGUUAACAACUUCUCAAAGUUUAUUUCAGUAGCAACUAUCCUAAAGUACUCGGUAUAUUCCAAAUUCAUGGAAGAAUGUAAUUUCAUAAACUGAACUAAGGCUGAAAUUUAACUUGAAUAUAAUUAUGUUGAAUAAGUUAUCAUAAAAGUGUGGGUAUACCAGUUCUCUAUAUUUUAAAAACCAUCACAAAUACCUCUUAAAUAAAAAUAAAGUCUACUGAAC